Pisolithus orientalis is the source of this 1398-nucleotide messenger RNA. Its product is annotated as kinase-like domain-containing protein. NCBI's taxonomy places the organism in Eukaryota, Fungi, Basidiomycota, Agaricomycetes, Boletales, Pisolithaceae. Gene Ontology annotation, molecular function: protein kinase activity; ATP binding. The record is from RefSeq and is a predicted model, not a curated record. Gene Ontology annotation, biological process: protein phosphorylation. The coding region runs from base 265 to 1215 and encodes 316 amino acids. The transcript is spliced from 8 exons.
UAUCAGGAGCUACGACUGCCACAUUGCAGAGCGCGGCACGUAGAACAAGGAAACAUGCGGCACCGGUGUGAUUGCCAAGCUGUGCUUCUAACAUGAGGACAUGAUCUGCCCUCCGCUCGAGAAUUGUUAUUAUAGCAGGCUUCCACCAGACAUGACACAUCCACGAUGCUGCGAGCUGCCAUUUUUCUGCACACAUGUGGAUCUAACGCGUCCAAGAGUCACUCGGAUAUAAGUGGUACCAACUGAACCCACUGCAAGCAUUCGAUGGAAACCAAUCGUCAAACAAGCGAUAUUCUUUCCGCAAUUGCCGAGCGGGCCCGCAGGUAUACUAUCAACCUUGAUGGCCAGAUAGAACGAGAUCCUUCCGCAAGUACUAGGGGAGGUUAUGGUAUGAUAUAUCGUGGCACGCUACUUGCAGGGGGGAGGGCCGUGGCAGUAAAGACCGCCCGUGGUAUUCCAGACAUAGAGACUGCCAAGCGAAUGCUCAAGGAGGCACAUACGUGGUCGAAGCUCGAGCACUCUAAUAUCCUCAACAUCCUUGGAAUAACCACAACCUUUGACCACACAGUGUCACUAGUAUCUCCGUGGAUGGAUGGAGGUAGCGCCUAUCGCUAUGUGCAAAAGCCAGACAGGGACCCUCGUCCUCUUGUCAAAGACAUUGCUCUCGGACUUUGCUACCUACAUAGUCAUCCGGAUGGUCCAAUAAUCCACGGUGACCUGAAAGGUGACAAUGUGCUGAUCACCUCUGAUGGUCGGGCUGUUCUUACAGACUUCGGACUUUCUGUCCUGGAGAAUUCGUCAUUCAGCAUGACCGUAAGCCGUGAGGUCGGGGGCUCAUUACGUUGGAUGGCACCGGAGAUGGUAGAUGCCUUGUCCUCCCAAGACCCCGGUUUCACCGUCGAGGGUGACAUCUGGGCUUUUGGGAUGACGACGUUGGAACUCUUUACCCGGAAACAUCCCUACUUUAACCUGACCAGUCUCAAUGCCAUUCAAUCCCGGAUACUCAAAGGUCCACCAGAAAAGCCGUCCAGCGAGGACACUAGUUCGCGUAUGACAGACGAAUGGUGGGGCGUAUGCUCGCGUUGCUUGAAGAUGGCCCCGUCUUCGCGCAUUGGAGCGGUGGAUAUUGUGAAAGAAACUAGGGAGCUUCCACCCAGUGCGUGUGUAGUAUUCAUAAUGAGUUCGAAGCUGAACAGCAACUAUGGCUUCGUUUAACCAGGAAAUGACAUUGUUAUCGUAGUAAUAGGACCUACGAGAUCAGGGAAAAGCAAUGUAAGAAUUGUUGGUACCAUGUACUUGGUUCCUUGACAACGUGCUUUGUAGUUUGUCAACAAACUCACGGGCUGUGAAGGGGAGCUUGGCGCAGACAAUACCAUUUCUCCCACUCAAGGCAUUCGC